Molecule: messenger RNA, 2123 nt
Organism: Harpegnathos saltator (Jerdon's jumping ant)
Lineage: Eukaryota; Metazoa; Arthropoda; Insecta; Hymenoptera; Formicidae
Gene: mst
Product: misato mitochondrial distribution and morphology regulator
Exons: 5
Coding region: 123-1748 (541 amino acids)
Biological process (GO): mitochondrion organization
Cellular component (GO): cytoplasm; mitochondrion
Source: RefSeq, a predicted model, not a curated record
UUGAACUAGUGCAGAGAGUUCAGCUGGAAAGAGCAACCUUAUUAUUUCGGAAGAGAUGUCAAUUUAAAAGAAUAGAAUAAAAAAAUAUUUCUAUAGUGCAGGAUACUGAUUCAAGGAAUAUAAUGACACGAGAGAUAUUAACCAUUCAAUUAGGACAUUAUGCCAAUUUUAUUGGCACUCACUGGUGGAAUCUGCAGACUUCUAAUUUCACAUACAAUCCAAAAGAUUUAGCUGAAAUAGAUCAUGGUGUACUAUAUAGAGAAGGUGAAAAUCUGCAGAAACAAGUUACAUUCACACCAAGAGUAUUAAUGGCAGAUUUAAAAGGAGGAACAGGCUCUAUAUACGAACAUAGUAUCUUAUAUGAUACAGAACCUACAAGCAUAGAAGCUACCUCAAAUAAUCAACUAUGGAAUGAUGAACAAUUGGACAUUAUCAGUGCUGAAAUACCUAAUCUGGAAAUAUCCACACAUACAUUAAAUAAACUAGAUAAAGCUAACGAUUCAACUUUAACUUUUAGUGAAAAUGACACAAAAUCAUGGGUUGAUUAUCUCCUACCUUUAUUUCACCCAAGAUCAUUAACAGUUAUUAAAGAGUACUCACAUAAUUGUACAAAUCGACCAUUUGAUAUAUUUACAUAUGGUUGUAAUUUAUGGACUACAGAACAAUUCUCUGAUGACUUCUCAAACAACAUAAGAUCUUAUGUAGAAGAAUGUGAUUUAAUGCAAGGAUUUCAGGUACUUAUGGAUUCUACUGACGGCUUUGCUGGUCUGGGAGCUUCCUGUAUUCAACAUCUGCACGAUGAGUAUGGAAAAAGUAUAUUGGCAUUUCCAUGUAUAAACUUCAAUAAUGCUGAACCAAGUGCAUCUGACUUAAUCAAAGUUGUCAAUACGGCACUAUGUUGGCAGAAUAUUGGAGAACACUCGUCGCUCUAUAGUCCACUCUCUUGUGGACAAGUUGGCUGGCCAUUUGCAGCUGAUCCACGUAAAUUCGACAACAUAACAUACAAGGCAGAAUUGAAAUAUCACAGUAGCGCAAUAUUAGCGACUGCUUUGGACACAUUAACCCUGAGGUAUAGAACUAAAAAGUAUCCGAAUGUCAGCUUAUCCGACUUGUGUGCUGACUUGAACAAAUUAGGCCGCAAAGCCGCAGCUACCAGCUUGAGUCUACCAUUUCCUAUGAAAAUGAAGAUGGAUUUAAUAGAUAUGCUGGACGAAGUCGAGGGUCCAUUGUGGACAAGCUUGACACCAAGCUGUGAUAUACCGAUGGAUGACAAUAUGCAGAGUAUAGUAUUGCGAGGGAUUUCUCAAGACAGAAUGAAACGACCGAUUCAACAAGCUAACAAACAAAUAUCCAAACCAGCAUACCGAUGCUCCAGUGUGCAUGAGAUGAUGACGUUUUAUCUAGCCUGUACGUGUCACGCAUCGGCUACUUACUUCUCCGAUAUCGAAGCACCACUCAAAAUCGUUGAUCCAUACCCAAAAAUAUUCAAUAAUAAUGUAACUGAGGACGGUAGCAUCGCCAAUUGGUCUGUAGGCAAUGAUGUGAAAUCAAUUGCAGUGAUGGCUGGAAUGCAUAGCAAUGGCAGCAUCGCGGCGAUGUACGAGACAUUGCUUAAGCAAACUAAGAGAAUACGAAGUAUAAAAAAAUUCCAUUCAUUUACGGAUUCCGGGUUGGACGAAGACGAAUUCGCAGAGUGUAUUCAUAAUUUGCAAGAUUGCAAAGAAACGUACGAGAAUCAUUAUAUUUGAGAGACUAAUGUGGCAACUUGCGAUUGCAUUUGCAAUUCUUAUCUUUUUUACAAUGAAACCAUUACGUAUUUAUUUUAUGUAAUUAAUACGCUAUAAUUUGAUGAUUAUUAAUAAAAAAAAAAUUCGCGUGUUAAUGUUAAGAAGUAACGUUUAUUGUGCGCCAAGAGGAUACACAAAAGUGGAUUGUAAUUCGUCGUAAAUCCAACAUCGAAACGUCCCUGAAGAUGGGAGUGGCGAGACACACCCUGGUUAUUAGAUUGCACGAUUUCGUAUCGAACAUCGGGGAUGCGAAACUCAGUUCUCACUGUUCCUCCGUCAAUGUAAUGUAUCCUUUCGUACGAUUCGAACUGAAGUAUUUUUUUUUUUAAUAUUCUA